CAUUACGCGGCAGCUGAUUCCAACAGUUCGACGCCCGCUAAGAGUUUCGUACCCUGCAAGGUCUGCGGCGAUAAGGCGAGCGGUUAUCAUUACGGCGUUACCAGCUGCGAGGGUUGCAAAGGCUUCUUCAGGAGGAGCAUACAGAAGCAGAUAGAGUACAGGUGCUUGAGGGACGGCAAGUGUCUUGUCAUCAGAUUAAAUCGGAACCGUUGCCAGUACUGCAGAUUCAAGAAGUGCCUAGCUGUCGGCAUGUCCAGAGACUCCGUGAGAUACGGCAGGGUGCCGAAACGCUCGAGAGAACGCGGCCCCGAGGACACGAUGGCGACGACCAUGACGACGACGACGACGACGACGACGAUGGCGGCCAUGGAGAUGCAGCAGCUGACCACGCCCGAUACCGGCAACAACAACGCCAGCAACAAGAACAACAAUAACAACAACAACAAUAACAACAACAACAACAACAAUACCCAGAGCCAGAACGCGAUCUCGCGGGUAUCGUCGGCGGCGGUGGUCGAGGCUGACCAGUCGGACGCUGACGUGAAGCAACUGGCCGUGUACGAUGUGAUUCAUCAGGUGUCGCAGGCUCAUCACGCUCAUUGCGGCUUCACGGAAGAGUCCACCAGGGGCCUCACGAGGAAACCUAUGAUAAUACCGGCGAGUAAUUCUUCGCAGCCCACCAGCCCGGAAGAUCCGGAAGCGGCGUCCUCGACCGCGGAGACGGUCGAGUCGCAGAGGAUCUGGCUGUGGCAGCAAUUUGCCACGAGGGUGACGCCGUCGGUACAGAGGGUGGUGGAGUUCGCGAAACGGAUGCCGGGAUUCUGCGAGCUCUCGCAGGACGACCAGCUGAUCCUGAUCAAGGUCGGCUUCUUCGAGGUGUGGCUCUGCCACAUCUCCAAGAUGACCACCGACAAUUCGAUGACCUUUGAAGACGGCACCUACUUCACUCGCCAGCAGCUGGAACUGAUGUACGAGCUCGACUUCGUGUCCGCGCUGAUGCAAGUCACGUCGUCGCUGAACGCCCAUCAACUGACCGAUACCGAGCUGGGCCUGUUCUCGGCGGCGGUGCUGCUUAACGAGCGACCGGGACUGAACGACGUCAAAGCCGUGCAGAGGCUGCAGGAUCGCGUACUAGAGGCGUUGAGGGUGCAGGCAACGCGGCCCUCCGGCGAAAGUGCCGGCGGCACGGUCACCGCGAUCACCAACGUCUCGCAAAGGAUACCCGAGCUGAGGGCGCUCGGCGCCAGACACGCCAAUCUUCUAGAUUGGUUCCGCAGGAACUGGACGAAGCUCAAGUUACCACCGCUGUUCGCCGAGAUAUUCGACAUUCCCAAGUGCGAGGAGGAUUUGCAAUGAAAAGCAGCCUCCGUAAGCUGCAGCGAGGUAAUUCGAGACCGAUGAUGCCGUGAUGUCGGCCAGAAACUUAAUCGCCCGAGCGCUCACCGAGGCCGUUCUGAAUAUCUAGAAUCGUUCGUUUUAACUCGUAGAGUUAGCGAAACACAUCUAACACGAUCCAACGAGAAGAACAAAUUCGAAUUGCAUGAAGAACGGGCGAUUGAAACGAGGAAUGACGCAUGUGAAGAUCGGCUGUCUAACACAAAGGAUAUAAGAAAAUUAAAGAGAAAAGAAAAGCGAAAACGCGAUUGUCAACGGCAAUUCCUGCUGACUUGUCGCGGGGAAUAUUUCGGUCGCUCAAAAGUUAGCGGGAAAGGAAGCAUUUUCGGCCGAGGGAUCGCGAAAGACGACUUGCUGUACUAGAAAAGAAAGAGAAAGGAGAAAGUUACAGGCGCAAUCGUCGAUUAUCUGAAUAGCGAGAUCAAGCAGCCGACACUAGCGUGAAUUUCUGGUAGCGAUCUUCUAAGGAAUUCCCCCGAUCGAGAACGUCUCGAUCGCUCCAGCGAAUAACAGAAGAUGAUCUCAAGGGAGGAAAAGAUCACCUUUAAAGGGCCGCGCAAGCAAUAAGCUGAAACUUCUCUGUGCAAGCUCCGCGCAAGUUCGGAGGACAAUUCGCAGGUGCAAUUUGCUCAAAUUCAACGGAAAACGGCUUUGUACUAUUCGCCAAGCAAUAGCACACACGCAUUACAGCACGCGCGCGUCUCUGAACGGGCGUAUAUACUUGAAAUACUCAAUCGACGAGGGAGAGAUCUUUCGUGCCGUUUUGCCGUCGCGUCAAGUAAACGGGGAUGGCUGUUUUAACGAGCGUUGCGAUGAGAGAACAAGCACAAAAGCGUAAGUCGAGUCAUGGACGUCCGUUCGUGCUCAAAAAAGAUUCUGGCUUUUAUUUUUUUUCUGUUUCUUUAAAUAAUUCUAAGAUGUAAAGAUAACUAAAAAAUAUAUAUGUAC
Temnothorax curvispinosus is the source of this 2343-nucleotide messenger RNA. It is a transcript of the gene Eip78C, whose product is annotated as ecdysone-induced protein 78C. Lineage: Eukaryota; Metazoa; Arthropoda; Insecta; Hymenoptera; Formicidae. The record is from RefSeq and is a predicted model, not a curated record. The transcript is spliced from 6 exons. Gene Ontology annotation, molecular function: nuclear receptor activity; DNA binding. Bases 250 to 1356 code for a protein of 368 amino acids. Gene Ontology annotation, biological process: regulation of DNA-templated transcription.